AUGAACACUUUUGGAUACAGUUUAGGUAAUGUGAUGACUCUGAGUUAUGCUGGGCUUCUUAAAACACACAUUGAGGAAGUAACUUCGAGCAGUGGAUUCACGUGGAACACACGGGCGUUCAAAGACGUCUUUAACUGGUCACAACAUCCUCAUAAGGGAUCUGCCCGUCGUCUGACAAUUGAUAGAAGUGGUAAUCUCUGGGUGCCUCUUUAUGAAGGUCGCGGAGUUGUUCAAAUUAAUCCACGCACUAAUGAAACGAUGCGAUUUAUUCCCAUACCUGCAGAUAGAGUCGGCGGAUGCACAUUCGGAGGGGAUAAUUGGAAUAUUUUAUUUGUAUCAACAAUAGGAUAUGGCUACAAAAAUCGUCGUGAACAACGUCCACCCGCAGAUGAAGGUGGUACACUUUUCGCUGUCAAGGGCCUUGGCGUGCAGGGAUGGCAGCCAAGAGAAUAUAGUAUGAAUAGUCAAACUUUAGAGGCAUUAGUACAGAGUUUGCGUUUCUAA
Molecule: messenger RNA, 504 nt
Organism: Belonocnema kinseyi
Lineage: Eukaryota; Metazoa; Arthropoda; Insecta; Hymenoptera; Cynipidae
Product: regucalcin-like
Exons: 3
Coding region: 1-504 (167 amino acids)
Biological process (GO): L-ascorbic acid biosynthetic process
Molecular function (GO): gluconolactonase activity; calcium ion binding
Source: RefSeq, a predicted model, not a curated record